This is a messenger RNA of Diospyros lotus (date-plum), 3173 nucleotides long. RefSeq names its product serine/threonine protein phosphatase 2A 59 kDa regulatory subunit B' eta isoform-like. Gene Ontology annotation, cellular component: protein phosphatase type 2A complex. Lineage: Eukaryota; Viridiplantae; Streptophyta; Magnoliopsida; Ericales; Ebenaceae. Gene Ontology annotation, biological process: signal transduction. Gene Ontology annotation, molecular function: protein phosphatase regulator activity. The transcript has 3 exons. The record is from RefSeq and is a predicted model, not a curated record. Bases 1067 to 2638 code for a protein of 523 amino acids.
UUGCGUAGCUGCAGCGUUGCAUCGUUUUGAGGCUGAAAAGAAAGAAAAAGGAAGAAAAUGGGGAAGAAAAUUUCAGUGGGGAAAUUUCUAGGGAGCCAAACAGGAGGAGCACACCAACACCAGAGGCAUCAGCAAAAGCCGGAAGCUAUUGCUUUUUUUCUUUAACCCCCACCCCUUUUUUUUUUUUUUUGUUUCUCUUUCUCUCUCUAUCCAUCUCUCUCCCUUGUCAGUUGCUUACUUUUCAGAUUUCAAUCACCGACCCGACCUUACACCCAAAGCUCCUCUUUCCGUGCUUGCUUUUUCCUCCCCCUUUCUUCGCCAUCGAGACCUUCGUCUGAAGACCUAAGAGCUCCAAUCAGCGAGAGGCGGUGAAGAAUGCUUUCUAGGUAUUGUAGAUCAUGCGCAGAUCUCGUUGUUUGUUGAUCUAGCGGAGUUGCUGUCAAUACUGGAGAGAAGUGAGUAUAAAUCUUUCCCUUUUCCAUUUAUAUUUUAGGGCAAAUUUGGAAGUUAGAGAUCGUCGGGUCCAAUUUUAACAUUGCUCGAGAGUUGUAGGCAUUAUGUGAUUUCCGCUUGAUGUAUACAUCUGGUCACUGUUUAAGUUAGAUAGUGAGAGCUGGUUGUCUUAAAAUGAAAACUGUUCUUUCCUUGGUAAAGGGGGAGGAGAAACUAGGGUUUUUGUUCGGCCGAUCAUUGGAAAGUUCGAAUUUUGUUCGCCGCCUUGUUGUUAAGCAUUUCAGUGUUGACGAAGUUUGUUCGAAUGAACUGGGUUUGGUUCCUUUUCUUCAGAUGAGAAGAGGAUUUGUCCACUGAGACUGGGACUAGCUUCAAACCCGUUGAGCAUGCAUCCUUCUUCUUCUUCACCACGGGAUCAUAAAAAGCCAGCACGGUAGAUUGGCUUCUCAUUGGAUGCUGUUGACUAUAGGAUUGGCCUGAUGUACUUUAUCUGAUUCCAUCAGUAAUGAUGCGUUGUCCGCUCUGAGAAUAUCGCGUUUGGUAUUGGAUUCCUUAGUUGCUGCAGGAAAUUUGCCACUUGUUGUGGAAAGCCUUGCCAGUUGUCAUUGAAGUUAUGAUCAAACAGAUACUUAAUAAGUUCCCACGGAAGCCAUCUAGGUCAUCAGAAAACCGUGAUGGAAGAAACUCUAGCUCAUUUUCAAAUGCUUCUUCCAGUUCACGAAGCAGAGAUCCAGCAGGUAACCGAUAUGGGACCUUGAAUGCAUCAUCUCUUCCAGGCGUUGCCUAUACAAAUUCAGUAACUAAUCACGCAAAUGCGACCCCCCAAGGCUUAAACUCAAGGUUGAAUGGUAAUUCAACAGUUUCUUCGUAUGAGGCAUUGCCUAGUUUUAGAGAUGUUGCAAACCCUGAGAAGCAGAAUCUGUUCAUCAAAAAGCUGAACUUAUGCUGUGUUGUGUUUGACUUCACUGACCCUACAAAGAAUUUGAAGGAAAAGGACAUCAAGCGGCAAACUUUGGUUGAGCUGGUUGAUUAUGUUUCUUCUGCAAAUGGAAAGUUUUCAGAAGCUUCUAUGAAUGAAAUUGUAAAGAUGGUUUCAGUAAACUUGUUCAGGACGCUCACUCCUCAACCUCGUGAGAACAAAGUUCUAGAAGCGUUUGAUUUGGAAGAGGAGGAGCCGAUGAUGGACCCAGCAUGGCCUCACUUGCAAAUUGUGUAUGAGUUCCUUCUUAGGUUUGUGGCAUCACCAGAGAUGGAUGCAAAGUUGGCUAAGCGCUACAUUGAUCAUUCUUUUGUCCUAAGGUUGUUAGAUCUCUUUGAUUCUGAGGAUCCUCGAGAAAGGGAAUACUUGAAAACUGUUCUGCACCGCAUUUAUGGAAAGUUUAUGGUGCACCGCCCAUUCAUUAGAAAAGCAAUCAACAACAUAUUUUACCGCUUUAUUUUUGAAACUGAGAAGCAUAAUGGUAUAGCUGAACUAUUAGAAAUAUUGGGCAGUAUAAUUAAUGGGUUUGCAUUGCCACUGAAGGAAGAGCACAAACUCUUUCUUGUUCGGGCACUGAUACCACUUCACAAACCAAAAUGCAUACCAAUGUACCAUCAGCAGCUAUCUUACUGCAUCACACAAUUUGUGGAGAAAGACUGCAAGCUUGCUGAUACUGUGAUAAGGGGCUUGCUAAAGUAUUGGCCAAUCACAAAUAGUUCAAAGGAGGUCAUGUUCUUAGGGGAGCUGGAGGAGGUUUUAGAAGCGACUCAGCCGCCAGAGUUCCAACGCUGUAUGGUACCCUUGUUCCGCCAAAUUGCUCGCUGCUUGAGCAGUUCACACUUUCAGGUAGCAGAGAGGGCGUUGUUCUUAUGGAACACUGAUCACAUUGAAAACCUAAUCAAGCAAAAUCGCAAGGUUAUUCUUCCAAUUAUCUUCCCCUCCUUGGAGAGAAAUGCAAGAAGCCACUGGAACCAGGCUGUGCAGAGCUUGACGCUAAAUGUCCGGAAGAUCUUCUCUGAUGUUGAUCCAGAGCUCUUUGAGGAGUGCUUGCUCAAAUUUCAGGAAGAUGAAGCUCAAGAGGAAGAGACUAAGCUGAAACGUGAAGCCACAUGGAAACGCUUAGAGGAGAUUGCUGCAAUGAAAGCUUCGAGUAACGAACCAGUGCUUGUCCCCAACAGGAUAACCACUCACAAGCAAUCAGGCUAGAGUGGUUAGAAUUCCUGUGGUAAUCCCGGGUCUCUUGGUGUUUCUGAUUGGUAUACUAAGAAAGAAUUGGAAUUGUGGAGGUGGAAUGCUAACACAAUGCUCGUUCCUUAUUUGCUCACCUUCUUGUACUUCUAAGUUUGGAUUUGGCAGGUUGCAUGGUGGAGACCAAUGUGCAAGGUACAAAUUGGUACUCAUUCUAGUCCAUUGUCACUAGGUCUGUAUAUAUGGGCUUGGGCUAACAAGGAAAAUGGGAUCUCAUAGCUCUGCAGUGCAUCAUAACCAACCAUAUGGAGAAAAUUUGGCUAGUGAUACCGGGGUUUUUGUUGUUUAGUGCUCACAGGGGUAACAUUGAAAGAGCUGCCUUAUGCAGAUAUCUGUUUACAUAAUUUUGGAUUUGGUUUAAUGAAUGUAUACUUUGUCUUCAGUUUUAUGUAAUCUUAUGUUGUAUUGCCUUUCAAGUUGGUGUUGUAGAUAAACCAUAUAUAACCGGAUUCUGCUCGACCCAAGAAACGUUAUUGCAUCUGCUUGACAUGUU